Messenger RNA from Bactrocera tryoni, 1897 nucleotides. Its product is annotated as protein ALP1-like. Lineage: Eukaryota; Metazoa; Arthropoda; Insecta; Diptera; Tephritidae. The transcript is spliced from 2 exons. The coding region runs from base 97 to 1353 and encodes 418 amino acids. The record is from RefSeq and is a predicted model, not a curated record.
CUAGGGUAGUUUAAUUUUGCUGCUUUUUAUAAACUGAAGUGAUUUGCAAUUAAUAAAUACACAAUAAAGUCACACGCAGAAAAUUUAAUCUUCAAAAUGGAAAGUAUUUUGUUGCCAAAUAUUGCCGCAAUUUUAGUGAAAGAUAUGUUAAUAGACGAAAACAAAACCAAGGAGAGAACGAAUAUAUUUGCCAAAGCGGAUUUUCCGCUACUCUGCAGCGAUUCCGAUGAUGAAGCAUUGCAUUUUUUCCUACAAAAUAAGCGCAGAAAACAUGACGAUAGCCGUGACAAGCAGGUAGUACCCAACAAUUCCAAUUCAAAAAAAUUUGUGAAAGGAAAUAACAUACCAGCUGCUUCAUGUAAACCUAUGCGUCGCCACACGCUAACCGAAAUUAACUUACUAAACAAAUUUAAUACGACACUAUUUGAAGGAUAUUUGCAUAUGAGUAAAAUGACUUUCCUGCGCAUCUUCAAGAGACUGCGGCCAUAUUUACCCAGCCAGCAUUUACCCACUGCUACACCACCGCAAUCGAUUUUUUCACUCGCACUCUGGAAACUGUCUACAGAUGAACACUUCGAAGAUAUUGGACGUAAAUUCAACAUUACGAAAUAUGUUUGCCAACAAGUUAUACGCCUGUUCUGGCGACGUAUUUCCGCACAAUACGAAGCAUUAAUUCAAUGGCCCAGUACACCAGAAAAGCGUCAGUACACCGUACGGUCCUUUCAAGCAAAUCAACAGCUUAAUAAAUUCCAACAAUUAUUUGGCAUUUUGGCCACCAAACAAUUGGAUGUAUUCCUCGAAGCUGAAAAUGAGGAGCGACAAGUGGUAUUACAAAUUAUUUGUGAUGGCGAUCAGAAAGUAAUCGAUUGCUUUUUGGUACUCGCGGAUGAAUAUUCAUUCGACACCUCUCCUAUAGGACAAACAUUGGCGCUGAACGUUCAAACAAUGCCUCUAGGCAGUUAUCUCAUUGGCGAUGAAAGCUUUCCACUCAAACCCUACCUGCUGCGUCCCAUAGGCGCACCCAGCGAUGACAGAGAGCGUGCUUUCAAUAUGGCAUUGCAGCCGGCUUUGCUGUUGGCUCAACAAGCGCUAGAUUCGAUGGCAAAACGAUUUAACGCUCUUUACGCGCUGGAAGCACGUAACUUACACGAAGUGCGUAAAAUCGUAGAUACAGUGUGUGCAUUACAUAAUCUCUGCGUCGACAUGGAAGACGAUUAUGUCGAACGCAAAUUGAAGGAUAUGCAGUUUAAUUGGGCCAAAGUUGGAAAUGGCGUAAUAAGGAAACAGGCAGAUGAACAUGAUGAACUGGGCAAGCAAAAGCGCGCCACAAUCAUGGCGGAGGUGUUGCGGUAGAUGCUUAGUAGUAUCCGAUUUUAUAUGAUAUUAGUAAAGUAACUUAAUUAUACCUAUAUAGUUUUGGUUUCAAGCAAACAAAUCUUAAUCUUCAGCGAUUUCGUUUAUUCCGAAUCAUAGCUGCGACAUCGCCGACAUGUGCUGGUAAUAUUUAUAUGUUUUUUUUUUCAUUUAUAAUACAACUUUAAAAUUUAUGCGCUAUAAAUACGUUUAAUUUAGAUUACAAUACAUUAACAGUGAUGUAUUAAUGUAUAAGGUAUAUAUGUAUGUGUAUAAUAUGUUGCAUAUUACUUUUUGUUGCUUUUUAUUAUUGAUACUAUCCGUAGAAAUAUUUGUCCGUCAGGCUGCACAAACGAGUUCAAUUACCAACAUAUAGUAGUUAUCAGUUGAACAAAAUAAAAGUUAUAUAACAAGCUAAUAAGGUACGUAAUCGAAAUAUAAUAAUAUAUAAUAUGUGUGUAUAAAUAAAAUUGUCUAUUUAUAUGUAAGUAUGUAUAAAAUUAGGUAUAUGAGAAGAGAUAAUAAAGUUUCGAGAUUCAAGUUA